Amphiprion ocellaris (clown anemonefish) is the source of this 3742-nucleotide messenger RNA. It is a transcript of the gene kl, whose product is annotated as klotho. NCBI's taxonomy places the organism in Eukaryota, Metazoa, Chordata, Actinopteri, Pomacentridae. The record is from RefSeq and is a predicted model, not a curated record. Bases 142 to 3072 code for a protein of 976 amino acids. The transcript has 13 exons. Gene Ontology annotation, molecular function: hydrolase activity, hydrolyzing O-glycosyl compounds. Gene Ontology annotation, biological process: carbohydrate metabolic process.
GAAGAGGCGGCCUGUGGUGGGUUCACAGCUGGCUGGCUCCACUCCACAGUCCUCGGUUUAGUCCCUGAAAGCCUCCAAGCAUGGUCAAGUAAAGACCAUUACCAAAAAAAAAAAAAAAACUAGACCUCCAGGACAGGCAUCAUGAGAGACCUGAUCGCCCUUUUGACUUUUCUCGCCUUCACCUCUGCGGCCGCAAAACCCAACGCUGGUUUGAAAACGUGGAGUCGCUUCAGUAAGCUGCCCUAUCCAGGAGACAAGGCUUUCCUCUACGAUACCUUCCCCGAGGACUUCAUAUGGGCGGUGGGCACAGCUGCGUACCAGGUGGAGGGCGCGUUUGAGAAGGACGGCAAAGGCCUCUCCAUUUGGGACACUUUUACGCGCGGCGGGAACCGGAUGGCCACCGGAGAUGUGGGCAGCGACAGCUACCACAACAUCCACGCCGACAUCCGAGCCAUCGGGCAACUCGGGGUGAGUCACUACCGGUUCUCCCUGUCCUGGUCCAGGAUAUUUCCCAACGGCACACGCGGCAGUUACAACAAAAUCGGCACCAACUACUACCGGACGCUCAUCAAGCGGCUGAAGGAGAUCCGGGUGCAGCCGGUGGUGACGCUGUACCACUGGGACCUGCCCGACCACCUGCAGCAGAGCCUCGGCGGCUGGAGCAACCCGGAGCUGGUGGGGAUCUUCAAGGACUACGCGGAUUUCUGUUUCCACACUUUCGGGGACGAUGUUAAGUACUGGAUCACCAUCGAUAACCCGUUUGUGGUGGCGCGCCACGGAUAUGGCACCGGAGUGGUCGCUCCCGGGAUAAAGAACGACCCUGACCUGCCGUUCCGGGUUGGACACAAUCUGCUCAAGGCUCAUGCAGCAGCGUGGCAUCUCUACGACCGCCACUACCGUCCCCGACAGCAUGGGAAACUGUCCAUGGCUCUGGCCUCUCACUGGAUCAAGCCCAGUCGCACCCGGCUGGAGAGCCUGCGAGAGUGCCAGUGCUCCCUGGACCACGUCCUGGGCUGGUUCGCCCGGCCGCUGUUCACAGACGGAGAUUACCCCCCCUGCAUGAAGGCCAGGCUGGGCUCCCGGCUGCCGUCCUUCACCCAGGAGGAGAGGGAGCAGGUGAGGGGAACCGCUGACUUCUUCGCCCUCUCUCACGGAGCGGCCCUCAGCUUCCAGCUCAUCAACGACAGCCUGAAGUUCGGGCAGCAGGAGGACCUGGACCUGAGGAUGCUGCUCUACUGGGUCAACGCAGAGUAUGACAGGCCGCCCAUCUUUGUGGUGCAGAGCGGUUGGUAUGUCCUCGGCAACACCAAGACAGAAGACCCAAAACACAUGUACUACCUCAAGACGUUCAUCGCAGAGGCACUGAAAUCAAUCGUCAUAGAUGGAGUGAACGUGAUCGGAUACACAGCCUGGUCUCUGAUAGACGGCUUUGAGUGGCACAGAGAAUAUGGCAUCCGACGGGGACUUUACUACGUGGACUUCAACACUCCUGACAUGAAGAGGGAGCCGAAGACAUCUGCCACAUUUUACAGAAAUGUCAUCCAGAGAAAUGGUUUCCCAGAACUUCCAGAGAACAGACCAGCACAGGGAGUCUUCCCCUGUGAUUUUGCAUGGGGGGUGUCAGCCAACUCGAUACAGGUGGAGUCCACACCCAGCCAGUUUGCAGACCCCAGUGUUUACCGCUGGAACGUCAACAACGGGGAGCUGAUGAGGCUGGAGGGCUUCAGUUCACCUCCAUUACACCGAAACACACACUGUGCUGAUUACGCCACCGUCCGACAACAGGUGGAUGAAAUCAGACAGAUGGGGGUAAACCACUUCCACUUCUCCCUCAACUGGUCGGCUCUGGUGCCGAGCGGCGACGUGGCUCGUCCCAACGCCGCUCUGCUGGGUUACUACCGCUGCUUUACCCGCCAGCUGCUGCAGGCCAGCGUCACUCCUGUGGUCACUCUGUGGCAUCACACACGGCAGCGCAGCAGCCUGCCGGCCCCGCUGGACACCGCCAACAAAUGGCUGAACAGGGAGACUCCUGAGGCCUUUGCAGACUAUGCCAGACUUUGCUACAGAGAGCUGGGGGCCCAUGUGAAGAUCUGGAUCACCCUGAAUGAGCCCAAUGAUGAGAUGGUGAGCUACCAGGAGGGCCAUCAGAUGCUGAGAGCUCACGCUCUGGCCUGGCACGCAUAUGACCGCGAGUUUAGACAUUUACAGGGAGGACAGGUGUCUCUGGCUCUGCACAUGGACUGGGUGGAGCCAGCGUUUUCUUUCAGCCGAGAAGACGUGGAGCCGGCUAAAAGGGUUUUAGACUUCUUCGUUGGCUGGUUCGCGGAGCCCGUCUUCGGCAGUGGGGAUUAUCCUCUGGGGAUGAGGAGCUGGCUGCGUCAGCUCAACUCACUUGACCUGCCAGUUUUCAAUGAGGAGGACAGACGGUUAGUUAAGGGGACAUAUGACUUCUUUGCCAUUAGCCACUUCAGCACCAAACUGGUGACUCAUGCCAAGGAAGACUCAUACACCUACACAGCAGUGCUCGAGGUCCAACAUAUGAUCGACACCACUUGGAUCAUGUCCUCGAUGCCUGUCGUGCCCUGGGGCCUGAGGAAAGCCCUCAACUGGGUGAAGGAACACUACUCUGAUGUGCCGGUGUAUGUGAUGGCUAACGGGGUGCAGGAGGAUCCAGCCCGCUUCAAAGACAGCCUGAGAGUUUACUACCUGUACAACUACAUUAAUGAAGCACUGAAAGCGUACACUCUGGACGGGGUGAACCUGAAGGGCUACUUUGCCUACGCGCUGAGCGACCAAAGGGACCCUGGGUUUGGCUUGUACGGCCAAGUCCACGAAGAAGUCAUCGUCAAGGCCUCACUCUCCAACUAUCGCAACAUCAUCCAGCACAAUGGCUUCCCCGUUCAGGGAGCCGAACCCCAGCAGUGUCCCAGUUUGCCUCAGCCCUGCCUGGGCUGCCACGUUCUCACCAAGAGGCCUGUGGUGGGCUUCUUGACUCUGGUAGGUUCAGGGGUGCUCAUCACCCUGGGCCUCAUUAUUUAUUAUUCAUCCAGGAGACACAAGGAGUGUUACUGAUGGUCCGAUUUCCUUUGUGUCUUUUUAUGAGUGACUCUUAAAAGAAGCCGUGCAGAGUUCCUGUGAAGUUUUAACUAAUAAUUUAUGUUAAAUAUGGUCUGAAUAAGGAAGUGGUCCGAUCAGCCUCACAUUUUAGUUGUAGCUAAAUGUCACAAAAAGUUGGUGUAAAUGUGCUACAAAUCAUGUGUUUUAGAAUAUUGUAAGGAUACUGCUUUGGAGUAACAACUACCAGUUGCCAUUUCUUCCACUGAGGCACUUACGCAAAUGGUAAACAUAAAAUAAGUUGUAGCAUGAGGGAUUAUAUAGUAGCUGAACUUCAAUCACAAAUGAAGCUGCACAGACAUUUACAGUUUGCUGAACGGGACUGGAUCGAGAGGCCUGACACCCAGUUUCACCAAAUUAAUUCCACCUUUACGUCACAUAAACAUUUGCCAUAAUGAGGCUUAAGACUGAACUAUCAAUUCCUUAGACAUGUUGGGAAUUAUUCUAGACACAUAACGAAAGAUGGACAAUAUAAAUGUUUUUUCUUUAUAAUAAUCUUCUCACCAUUUUUUGUAGUUUUGUGUCUGCAGAGAAUACUUGGUCAUCUGUCCUUAGUGCCUAACUGAACUCAAAAUUAGAUGCUUGCAAAAUGUGUUAGUUUGCUGCAUUACAUCCACAAUAUAACCUC